AUGAAAAAUCAAAGUAAGUCAACAUUUAUAUUUUUACUGGUUCUCUUCAUUCUAAGCGUUCAUAUAAGAACCCACUAAGAGAUUUCCUGCUCUCAUGAUUAAGAUGAGACUAUAUAAGAGAAUUAUAGAUUAAUUAAUGAAUACUUCUAAAAAAACCCAAUCAAGAAUUCUAAAGACAACUAAAAUAGAAACUUAAGUUCUUAGAAAACUCAGCAAAUCAGAAUUACUACAGAUUAUACUCGAUUGUCACAAUAGCCAGAAGGUCCAGCUAUAUCUCAGGCUGAAAAGGAUUAUUUGAUAUCUUUGUCAAAUACAGCUAUUACAUUUUUUUCUAAUUUUAUCAAAGUCUAACCCAAUACUAAAAAUAGUAUUUUCAAUCCUAGAUAAACUAAUGGAACUUGUCUUGCUGUUGUACCUUCAGAAAAUGAUAAAACCAUAGGUAUUGCUGAUUCAGACCUACAUUUAUAUUUCUCAUAUUUUAGUGACUCAAAAUCUUCAGAAUUAGCUAAUGCUGGGUUUUGUAAUAUGUAAUAAACUUAUACUUAUAUAAGACCAAACUUUGGAAGAGUAUAGUUUAACAUAGCUAAUAUUAAAAAUGUAGGGAACAAAUUUAAAUCUUUCUAAAAUAACCUAAAGACUGUUAUACAUGAAAUGAUUCAUGUGCUUGGCUUUACUUUUGGUGCAAUUGAGCUAUGGAGCAAUAGAGAAGCCUAUGGUUUGUUAGGAGAAGAAGGAGCUAAUAAAAUUCUCACUACUUUAAAUCUUAGAGGUAUUGAUACUUAUCUUUUAGGAUCUUCAAAUGUAUUAGAUACUGCCAAAAAAUAUUAUAACUGCUCUGAAUUAGUGGGAUAACAAUUAGAAAAUUAGGGUGAAUCUGGCUCCAAAAAUUAUCAUUGGGAAAGAACGAUUAUCAGAAACGAGCUUAUGACAGCUUCUGCAAUGCUUGAUAAUACGAAAUUAAGUGUAUUUACUGUAGCAUUGCUGAAAGACACUGGAUAUUGGGAUGAGGUUAAUGAAAAUUUGUCUGAACCCAUUUACUGGGGAAAAGAUAAAGGUUGCGAUUUCUUCUCAAAUGCUUGUUAAAGCACUACCUAGAGAUAUGAAGAAUAUCCUGCAGAUAAUAUUUAGGCUUGUUCCUUUGAUUAUGACGCACAAGGAUAUAGCACAAAAGAGGAUACGUACGGAGAUGAUUGUAAUUUAAUUUAAAGCUACAGGAAUCGUUUAUGUGAUAAUAUUGAUAAUUAAAGUCCAUCAAUUGAAGUAGGAUAAUAUAACAUAGAUGUAUUAAAUGAUUACUCAAAUAAUUCAAAAUGUUUCAUUUCAAAUUUAAAGCAUCCAAACCCACAAUAUGAUUAUGAAGAAAAUAAUCUAAGAUGUCAUUAAUAUUAAUGCUCUUCUGAUAAAACUGAGAUAAUUAUAACCUUCUCAUUACUUCCUGGAGUUUAGUUAGUCUGUGGAAUCAAUGACCAAGGUGUUUAAAAGGAUGUAGUGUUUUCUGGUUUUAAUCUAGGUUAAUUAACUUGCCCAACUAAUAUCAUGAAAUUAUGUGAUAAUUAAAACUGUGUAAACUUUUGUAGUAGUAAUGGUAUUUGCGUCAAGGGAUCAUGUUUAUGUAAUUCUGGUUACGGUGGUAUUGACUGUAAUACAAAAUGCAACGGUUUUAUAGAUCUAGGCGGUUCAUGUGUUAUUAAAUGUCCAGAUAACACAUUUGCAAAUCCUGAUAAUGUUUGUAGGCCAAAAUGUCCUAACGGAUAUUAUGCUUAGAAAAGUGGUAAUUUAUGUAAACUUUGUGAUUUCUCUUGCUCUUAAUGUAUUGGUCCUAAUAGUGACUAGUGCUUAGCUUGCUAAUUUUUAACUUAUCUAGAUUCUAAUACAUGUGUUUAAAAAUGCCCUAUUGGAAAGUUUGCAGAUAAUCACUCUAAAUCUUGUUAGAGUUGCCCUACUGGAUGCAUUGAUUGUACUAGCUUGUCUAGUUGUAAUGUUUGUAGCGACGGAUAUGAAAAAUCUGGAGAAACUUGUAUUGAGUCAUUAUGUACUAGUCCAUGUAAGACUUGUAGUUCUAAUCCAACAUUUUGCCUAUCUUGUUAUAGUGGACUCUACCUUUCACCCCAAAAUACUUGUGUUUCUUCUUGCCCAGAAGGCUAUUUUAAAAAUAGUUUAAAUAUGACUUGCACUAAGUGCCCAAUAGGAUGUAAAAAUUGUUCAGAUGCUAAAAAUUGCACUUAAUGUGAUAAAUUAAAUGGGUAUAGAUAACAAGGAACUGACUGUACCCUUUGCAUCUCUCCUUGUGCAACUUGCUCAUAAGAAAACCCUAACUCUUGCUAUUCAUGCGAAAAUAAUAUGUUUAUUUAAAAUAACUAGUGCGUUUUAGCUUGCUCAAAAGGUUUUUAUUUAGGAAAAAAUAAUGUUUGUCAUCAAUGUUUAGAUGGCUGUGAAUCUUGUAGUGAUAGUAAUUCAUGUAUAUCUUGCAAUAAAGAUUAUUAACUCUUCUCUGAUAAAAAUGUAUAAAUUUGUAUUAAUUCAACAUCAUGCUUUUCUCCUUGCUCUACUUGUAGCAGUACAUUUUAACCUACAACAUGCAAAACAUGUGAAAGCAAUUACUAUUUGCAAGGUUAAAAAUGUGUAACUUAAUGUGAUUUAGGCUAUUUUAAAAUGUAAUCUAAUUCUACUUGUGUCUAAUGCCCUCUUAACUGUAAAAAAUGUUCUAGCUUGAAUAACUGUGAGACUUGCUAUGAUAAAUAUGAAAUUAAGUAAAAUGAUAGCACUUAAAUAUGUACUUAAAUACAAAUAAAAACAUCUGGCUAAUUAUUGUAAUUAAGUAUUAUGGUUUUACUCUUAACAUUAUUUUUUUGA
Messenger RNA from Tetrahymena thermophila SB210, 2853 nucleotides. RefSeq names its product leishmanolysin family protein. The transcript is spliced from 4 exons. Gene Ontology annotation, cellular component: cytoplasm; membrane. Gene Ontology annotation, molecular function: metalloendopeptidase activity. Gene Ontology annotation, biological process: cell adhesion; proteolysis. NCBI's taxonomy places the organism in Eukaryota, Ciliophora, Oligohymenophorea, Hymenostomatida, Tetrahymenidae. The record is from RefSeq and is a predicted model, not a curated record.